Messenger RNA from Aphidius gifuensis, 5575 nucleotides. Its product is annotated as biorientation of chromosomes in cell division protein 1-like 1. Bases 233 to 3772 code for a protein of 1179 amino acids. The transcript is spliced from 2 exons. NCBI's taxonomy places the organism in Eukaryota, Metazoa, Arthropoda, Insecta, Hymenoptera, Braconidae. The record is from RefSeq and is a predicted model, not a curated record.
AUUAUAUUUCAGUGUAUAGGAGUAUUACAUAUGUUUCUACCAUGCAUAUGUACAUGCAUCUACAUACAUGUAUGUAUGUAGUAGGUAUAUCGUAUAUUUAUCUAUCUGAAUGUAGUGUUUUUGACGUUAUGUUAUGUUCCUGACAAGUCAUUUCGUAAACAUGUGUUCUUUAUGAUAAAUAUUUCCGUCAUACUAAUAAAGUAUUAUUAUUUUUUUCCCGACUACUAUAAUCAUGGACUCAACAUUUAAAAAUACUCUGAUUCCCGGUAGCCCUAGAUUGGUUGAUCAUAUCGUUGGCGAGGUCAAGUCACAAGGAAUUUUCGAUCAAUUUCGUAAAGAAUGCAUAGCGGAUGUCGAUACAAAGCCGGCUUACCAAAAUUUACGAACACGAGUGGAAAAUUCAGUGAAUUCUUUCCUCUCGAAACAAAUGUGGAAACCUGAUCUUAAUAAAAAUCAGUUGCGUGAAGCAUUGCGUAAACAAAUGUCCGAUUCAUCAUACUUGGAUGCUGGUGUAGAAAGAAUUGUCGAUCAAGUUGUUAAUCCAAAGAUAUACUCAAUUUUUAUGCCACAAAUUGAAGAUGUAGUUUAUAAGUUCCUUGGUCUAGAGAAACCUAAUCAUGAUAAUAAUGGCUCAUGUGAAUUUAAAGAUUUAUUACCAGUUGACUUAGAUCCAGUUUCACCAGAAUCAGAUAAAAAUAGUUUAAAAGAUGUAUCACUUGACUCAGCUGACGCAAAUAUCAAAAAACUUGAUACGGGAGAGGAAAAAUUAGUGCCCCCAGGAGUUGAAGAAAAUGAAGAUAGCAUUAACCAUGAAACAUCUUUGAAUCCUGAUAUCGAUAAUAACGGUCAUGUUAAGAAAAGUAAUAAUAAAUUUGAAAUUAAAGCUGAAAAAAUCUCAGCUUCAGAAAUAGAACCUAGAAUUAUUAUAUCAUCUUUUUCAACAUUAAAUAAUUCAGAAAAAUCGGAAGAUGAUGAAGAUGAAAGUCCACCUUUUGAGCCAAUCGAAAGUUUAAAUUUCAAUGAAUCUAAUGUUUCAAAUGAAUCACACUUAUCUGGUAUUUCUGAACUAACAAGCCAUCGGUCGAGAAGCCCAAAUUUUUCAAAUGACUUUUCGAGAGAUAAUGUCGACUUUAGUAACUAUGAAACGCAAUUUAGCAAAUUCUCGUCAGACUCAAGACUUUCGAUCGUUACUGAUUGUGGAUCAUCGAAUCAAGCAUCAACUUCAAUAUCGAACAAUUCAAGAGAUGAGAAUAAGAAAGAAAAAAUGAUGCUCAUUGAUAAUUUUAUAGCAAUCCGCGACCAAAUGUCUGAAAACAUUAAUGAUAAUAGUUAUUUCGACAAUAACAUGCCAAAGGAGAAUAUAUUGAAACUUGCAGAUAAUGUUAAUUCACAAGGUGUCAAACUCAAUUCUUCAUUUAAUGAGUCUUCAGAUGAUGGUACGAACAAUGGUAAAAAAAAUGAAUCAGAGUCAAAAGAAAAAUACAAGAGUUGUCAUUCCUCUAAGUCCAAAUCAUUAAAUGAAAAAUCAGCUUCCAGAGAAACGAGUCACAAAACAAAUAGAAAAAAAUCGUCUCAUAGUGAGAGUCAAUCAGAUAUCUAUUCUAAACUUGAAGCCAUCGAAAAACAUAAAAGUUCAAUUGAUAAACUAAAAGAUGACCAAUUACAAGAACAAAAUGAAAGAGAGACAAAGAACUUGAAGAAUUUUUACAAAGAAAAAAUACGAGAACUCAUGGAAAAAAAAGAUCUGACGGAAAAAGAAAAAAUAACCAAUGAUAGCAAAUAUAUUAACAUAAAUAAAAUAACGUUAGGAGAUUCUAGUACAGAAAUUGAAAAAAGUACCUUGAAAAAAAAUUACCGGAGUACAUCGAAAACACGAAGUUCAAGUCACGACAGCAAAAAUUUGAAAUCUUUAUUGAAAGAUAACUUAAAAAAUAAAAAAACUGAAACUCAAGAAAAAUCUAAACAUAAUGAGGGUCAUCUCUCAUCAAAAAAUCACAAAUCUUGGCGUUUGACAGAAUCAUCAGCAAGGCCAGAUUCAAAAAAAUCAUUAAAAAAUGAGCAACAAGAAAAAUCAAAAAAUCCUGGGAAAGAUUCGUACGCUAAAAAAUCAGCGAAAGAUGAAGAAAUUCGUCGUGAAAAAUCAGACACUGAAUCUAAAGAUAAAAAACGUAAAGAUGAUAAAAAAUCAAAAUCGAAAGAUAAUUAUUGUAGUCCUCGAAAUAAUUCAUCUAAUCGUCACUCAUCAGAUCGAGAUGGCUCAAAUGGCUCAAAUGGUAAAAAUUCCGAAAAAAGUAACUCAUGUCUCAAUUAUUCGUCGUCAGGUCAAGCAGAAUUUUCUAAUAUAAGCAACGAAUCCAGUAACACAGGUAAUUCAAGCAAUGAAACAUCCGACAACAAUAAAAUUUCACAAAUGGGAUUCUUACAAGCACCAGAAAGAAAAUACUCAAUUGAUAAUAAUACUCUUAUAGAAAAUGUUUCUUCAAGAAUAAUUGAUGACGCACAAAAUGAAGUGAGCCUUCCAUUGAAAAAACGAUCACUGCAAAGUGACAAAAAUCCCUCUGUCAAUCAAAAUACUAUUAAAAAACUGAAAUUUGCAGAAAAAUUUCAAGAAGCAAAGAAGCGAGAAAAAAUGAGAAAAAAUAUGGAAAAAUCUGAGCAAGAAAGAUUAUUUCAAUCAUCUGUUGGAAAUUUACCGGGAAAAAAUGACGUUAUUACAAUAUCUGAUAAAGAACGUUGUCAAAUAAUUCAUAUUCAAAGUGAAGAUGAAGCCGAACCAUAUCCAGAAAAUCAAACUAAUUUUCGUUCAAAUGAAUUAUCAAAAAAAAUUAUUGCAGUAAAUGAAAUUACUCAGAGUGAAGCAGUGAAUAAAGAAUCUAAUCAAAAAUCUAGAUUAUCAACUGUAGAAUUGUCAGUUCGUCAAUCAAUGAACGAAAUGAUUUCUGGUGACAGUUUACAAGAAAUUGAAUUAACAGACGCUGAAAAUUCUCCGAUAUCUGUAUUGAAUCAAGAAGAAGAGGAAAAAAAGCUGGCUGAUAAUUAUAUUAUACAAAUACCUAAAGAUAUAUCAGAAUCAAAAUCAAUUUUGAAACUAAAAGUAGGUAGAAAAAGUUGUACCGAUGACCGGCAGAAGCUUUUUGAAACUUCAAGUAGCUUAUCGAAACAUGUCCACAACCCGGAAAACUUUUCUAGUACCAAGAAAAUUGAAUUUUCAGAUGAUGAAGAUGAUUGUCUUUAUUUUAUCAAAGAUGAUGAACCCUUGAAUAAAUUCACGAAAUUUUUAAAGUCAUUAGAUCAUAAAGAAUUUGAUUAUAUUAAAAAUCCUGAACAAAUAUUAAAAAAUAAAAUCGUAGAAAACGGCUUCACUAUGGCACCACCUCAAGUUAAACAAAAGUAUUCGACCAGCCCAUUAUCUGAUAUUUUGUUGAAUAAUUCAAACAAUAACGAUGCAUCAGAUUUUAAGAUAUCAGGUGAUGAUGAAGAAAUUAUAAGCCCAACAAAAAAAAAACGAAUGGGACGACCAAAAAAACAAAGAUUGGGUUUUACUUCUCAUACGUCUCAACAUUCAAUGGACGGUGAAAAUUUCAUCAUGCCACUCAGUCCGGAAAGUGAUGUGUCAGCGACAAGUGAUAAAACUUCAAACGCAAAUACAUUGAAAGAUGAAAAAAAUAGACUUAAAGGAAGUAAUCAACGUUACGCAAGUGAUGAUUUGUAUAAGCCGCGACCAUUGUUUGCAAGUUCUUCUAGACGAAGCAGAAGAUCAAAUCAAGCAUAGCACAACAAAAAUGAUGCAACACUGUUGCUCUUUUAACUUUUUGCUAACAGCGAUAUAGGGUGCGAACUUAUAGGACGCAAAAGUUUGCGGCAACAUGGCCGCGGGAAACAUAUGGUUUUCAAUACGGCCACUGACUGAACAUGCGCAACUUGAAAAUAUUUGAAAAUUCCGUCGUUUAAGGGCGCAACUUCACGACACCCAAAAGUUUGCGUUUUUCAUGGCUGCCGUAAUAGACGGUGGGGAGGUAACAAAAAAACUGAACAGAACCAUAAUGAACAAAUAUACGUUCAAUGGUAGUCCUUGAGACCCAGAACACGUUGCACCUAUUGGCUUCCGCUUUAAUUGUCUCCCGUCCACAGGUAAACCUGGUAAAAAAUUGAUAAUUUAAACAACUCUUUCACGCAUAAUUUUUUAUCAAGUGCUUUUAAUUUUAUUAUAUUAACUUAAUUGGAAAAUGGCUGCUUAAUUAAUUUUCACUCGGCCGAGAUAUUAAAUUUUGAAAAUUGAAAAAAACACGAAUUAUAAAAUACGUUAUAAAUGGUAGCCGAGUUAUAGGUUAUUUUUUUUCAAUGUAUUUGAAAUAUAUAUAAAAAAAAUGGCUACCAAAAAAAUGCAAAAACUUAGCUCGGUUACCAUUCAUAACGUAUUUUAUAAUUCGUGUUUUUUUCAAUUUUCAAAAUUUAAUAUCUCGGCCGGGUGACAAUUAAUGAAGCAGCCAUUUUGAAAUUAAGUUAAUAUAAUAAAAUUAAAAGUACUUGAUAAAAAAUUAUGUGUGAGUUGUUUAAAUUAUCAAUUUUUUACCUGAUUUACCUGUGGACGAGAGACAAUGAAAACAGAAACCAAUAGGUGCAAUGUGUUCUGGGUUUGAAGGACUACCAUUGAACGUAUAUUUGUUCAUUAUCGUUCUGUUCAGUUUUUUUGCCACCUACCUACGGACUAUAAUUCUAUAUGUAAAAUCCUAUGUAUUUCCAAUACGACGACCAUGUUUAGCGGGUAAACAUGACCAUCGUAUUUCCUAAAUACAUGGGAUUUUCCAUUUAGAAUUACGACAGCCAUGAAAAAACGCAAAAGUUCGCACCCAUAAGGUACAACCAUGAAGUUUAAUGAUGUAGACCUCCAUUCAACCAACUUAAGAUGAGUGAUAUCGGCCGAUCUAUCAGAGAACCUGAUAUUUUUAUCCGAUAUACUGAUUUUGGAAAUCGUCACAAAAAUAUCGACUUAAUAAUUUUCAUACUAACAGAUUUUAUUGGCUGCUUAAAUUACCACAGCCAAUCGAAUUUAAAAAAAUAUUAAAUUGUAUUGAUUUGAUUGGCUGUGGACGAUUAAUCUGUGAACUCAUGAGUUGAGAAAGCCUCAAUGUCUAAAUUUGUUAUAAAUUCACAAUUGCUAAUUAUAAAUUAUUACGUGAUCAUUAGAAAUUGUCUUCACCACUAAGAAAAAUGAGGAAAUGUGUAUUUAUUAUACAUAGUCAUUUUUCAAUAAAAUGUUUAUUCAUAAUUAUUCUAAUUUAUUAUUGUAAUAUUAUUUUUGAUCAUGUAAUAUACGAAAAAAAAAAAUUAUGAAGUUUGAGCAUAGAAUUGUUAUAACAAUGAAAACAAAGAAUUACAAACUGUUAGAUUACCUUUCUUUUAUUUAAAUAUGACAUGCUCAAAUUUUGAGGUUAUAUAACUAUUUGACUGGAAAAAUAAAAAGGAGAGUUUAACUUUUUCUAAUCUUUGCUAAAAUUAAUAAAAAUUACAGUAUUAAAAUUAUUGAUAAAGGUGAUUCUUUUAUGAUUCGUUAUUAAAUAAAUAAACAAAAUGG